AUGACCAAUCCAAUAGAGAAUAGAAAUGGGAAAAAACAUUGUAAUUUGAAGGUCGUCCUUCUAGGUGAUUCUUCUGUAGGGAAAUCUUCCUUACUGAUGAGGUAUAUUGUUGGUAAAUUUCAAACGAGUAAUGCUACUAUUGGUGCAGCAUUUAUGACUAAGAAUAUUCAACUCGAUGAUGAAAAAGAUGUGACAUUAGAGAUAUGGGAUACUGCUGGACAAGAACGAUAUAGAUCCUUGACCCCAAUGUAUUAUAGAGGUACAGAUGUUGCCAUUAUAGUAUACGAUGUGACGAGCCCCAUAAGUUUAUCACAUGCGGAAAAUUGGAUUGAUGAAUUGAAUUCUUACAUAGAUACAGACAGAAAACUAUCAUCGUUAAGGAUAAUCCUUGCUGCAAAUAAAGCUGAUUUGUUAGAUGAAUAUCAACAACCUGAAGAAUUAAAGGAAAGUCGAAGUGAUAAGUUCUUUGUGGUUAGCGCAAAAACUGGAGAUGGUAUCUACGAGUUAUUUGAUGGUGCGAUUAGUGAUCUGCCAGAAGAAAUGUUUAUAAAACAAAGCGAAACAGUCGAUAAUAAAAUCAUUCCAAUAGACAAAAAGUUUUACGAUAUCGAUAUAAGUUCUUGUAAUUGUUAA
This is a messenger RNA of Maudiozyma barnettii, 633 nucleotides long. It is a transcript of the gene YPT10, whose product is annotated as Rab family GTPase YPT10. Gene Ontology annotation, biological process: intracellular protein transport. Gene Ontology annotation, cellular component: endomembrane system. The transcript has a single exon. The record is from RefSeq and is a predicted model, not a curated record. Gene Ontology annotation, molecular function: GTPase activity; GTP binding. NCBI's taxonomy places the organism in Eukaryota, Fungi, Ascomycota, Saccharomycetes, Saccharomycetales, Saccharomycetaceae. The coding region runs from base 1 to 633 and encodes 210 amino acids.